AUGAAGAUUGAGGGUCGAACCUUCAUCAUCUCCGGCGGCGCCUCCGGCCUAGGCCAAGCCUGCGUUGAGGAGUUGAUCAAAGCGGGCGGCCAUGUCUCCAUCCUCGACAUGAACGAGGAGAACGGCACUCAACUCGCCACCCAACUCGGCCGCCGCGCCAAGUUCUUUCCCUGCAACGUGCUCGAGACAUCCAGCAUCGCCUCUGCCGUCUCGGGAACUGUGUCAUGGUCACAGCAAACGUGCGCACCUCUCGGCGGCGUGGUUUCCGCCGCCGGCGUCACCACGCCCGCAACCAUGCUCAAUCGCCAUGGGCAAGCUAUGGAUCUGGAUAACUUUGACUUCGUCAUCAACGUCAAUCUGCGGGGCACUAUUGAUCUCGUUCGCCAGGCCCUUGUGCACUUGGCCCAAACUCCGCCAACGGAUGACGACCAGGAGCGCGGCGUGGUCAUCAUGGUCGCCUCGUCGGCAGCGUUCGAUGGCCAAAAGGGACAGGUCUCAUACUCUGCAUCCAAGGGAGCUGUCGCGGCUAUGACAUUGCCCAUGACACGAGAUCUGGCACGGUAUGGGAUCCGCGUUGUCACCAUUGCGCCCAGUCUGUUCGACAGUCGCAUGACGAGCAUGAUGAGUGCAAAGGUCCGCACCAGCUUGGAGUCUGCUAUCGAGUUCCCCAGGCGGCCUGGGAAGCCCGAGGAGUUUGCCGCAAUGGCUAGGCAUGCGAUCGAGAAUGUAAUGCUGAAUGGGACAGUGAUCAGGCUGGAUGGUGGGAUGAGGAUGCCCAGCAAGAUGUAG
This is a messenger RNA of Pseudomassariella vexata, 789 nucleotides long. RefSeq lists its product as uncharacterized. NCBI's taxonomy places the organism in Eukaryota, Fungi, Ascomycota, Sordariomycetes, Amphisphaeriales, Pseudomassariaceae. The coding region runs from base 1 to 789 and encodes 262 amino acids. The record is from RefSeq and is a predicted model, not a curated record. The transcript is spliced from 2 exons.